Molecule: messenger RNA, 1986 nt
Organism: Ectocarpus siliculosus
Lineage: Eukaryota; Phaeophyceae; Ectocarpales; Ectocarpaceae
Source: the annotation of a GenBank genome assembly
AUGGAGAGACCGGGCAGGGUCAACAUUCCUUCCGGAGCCCCGAGCAUUCGGGACUGGUACGUCGAGCGGGUCGGGGUCGCGACCCAGAUCUGCCACCACCUCGGCAUCGGGACAAGCAACGGAAUCCCCUCCUUCCCCGGAGAGCAGCCGCGGAUGGUCGGGCUGGCGGGGCCCGGCGGAGCGGGGAAGUCGACCGUCGCCUCGAUGGUGGUCACCCAGGUGGACGUGCAGGCGUUCUUCCGCGGCAGGGUGCUCUGGCUUUCGGUGGGGAAGGGGGCCAAGGACCGCCUGCCGGCGCUCAUGUUCGAGCUCGCGAACAGGGUGCGGGAGACGGUGCUGCAGAAGAUGGCCAGGCGGCCCCGGGAGGCGACCGUCGGCAUCAAUUCCGAGGACGGGGCGGCCUACAUCCGCGAGGAGGCGGGCAAGGGCGACACGCGCUUCCUGGUGGUAGCCGACGACGUCUGGGACGCGGAGGUGCUGGGGGAGCUCAGGAGAGCCGGGGCGUGGGUCAUCUACACCACCCGUAAGACCGAACUGUUCCCGGGAACCCCGGCGAUAAGGCUGGAGGAGGUCCUGGAGGAGGAGGCCGAGAUGAUGCUUCGGCGGGCGGCCGACCUUGGCGAGCAAGCCCGCCUCCCCCCGGCGGCGUACGAGCUGAUGAAGCGGUGCGACUUCGCCGUGCUGGACCUGGCCUUGGUCGGUCGGUGGGGCAACAUCCGUCGCAGAAGCUGCGAGAGCGCGUGGCGAGCGGCGUUGGACAGCAUCAUAGAGACCCAGCGCGCCGGCGGCGACGGCGGACAGCUGCUCCCGUGGCGAGCGGCGGUCCUCCGGGCUGGGCUCGGCGUGCUCGCGAGCGACAACCCCCAGACGACGGAGCUCUACUACGCCCUGGCCCUGCUGCCGACGGGGCUAGCGUUCCCCCCGGAGGUCGCCUUGAUCCUGCUGUACGGGGACGACUUCUCCGAGAGCGCCCUGAAGGCGGCGGAGGCCGUCCUGGGCACCCUCGAACGCCUGUCGAUCCUGACGCUGGAGGAGAACAGCGGGUGGUACCACGUCCACGAGAACCACGUGGACUUCGUCCUCGACCGUCCCCUGGCAAAGCACUACACGCGGGACACGGCGCUUCCCCGGUGGCGACGUUACAUCUCGAGCGUGAGGGCCCUCAACACCUACUCGAGCGCCUGGCUGGACAAGGUCUGGGAGAAACUCUCGAAGGUCGAGGGGGAGGGCUUUGUCCGUAGCCCGUACAACGCGGCGCUGAACGCGAUAAUGGACGAUUCGGAAGGCGAGCUCCUGGAGGCCCUGCGGAGGGCCGCGGAGUUUCACUUCUGCCGGGAGGACUGGUCGGAGGCCUUCGACAAGUACUCCAACCUGUUGCUGAUCAAGGAGCAGACCGCCGGCCCCCACCACCCCGACGUGGCAAAAAUCCUGCACAACCUGGGGAUGUGCGCUUGCGAGGUCGGGCGAGAAAAGGAGACCGAGGGGUAUCUCCGACGGGCCCUGGCGAUCCAGGAGGAAAAGCUGGCCCCCGACGACCCUCACAUCGCGAGCACCCUGCACUCCCUCGGGGUGUACACCCGUAAAUCCGGGAAGGUCAAGGAGGCCGAGGGCUUCAUCCGGCGAGCCCUUGACAUCAGGAAGGGGAAGCUUUGCACCGACCCGCUGAUCUUGGGGCGCACGCUGCACUCCCUCGGCGUCUGCGCCUACGAUGCGGUGCGGCUGGAGGAGGCCGAGGAUCUGCUCCUGCGAGCGCUGGCCACGAGGGAAGGGGUGCUGGGCAGCGUGCACCUGGAAGUGGCGGACACGCUGCACGUCCUGGGCGGGUGCGCGUUGAAGGCCGGGCGGAUGGAGGACGCCGAAAAGCUGUACCUGCGAGCGCUCGUCAUCAGGGAGGAGAAGCUUGGAACGGACCACCCGGACGUCUCGCGAACCCUCCGGAACCUCGGGAUAUGCUCCGUGCACAAGGCGAGGCUGGAGGAGCGUUGA